CGCAACAGGUUCUGGGAGAUAAAAUCAAAAGUUUAACUCCGAUCAAUGUAGGAAGAAGAAGCAUGCUGUCUCCGUUUCGGCUCUUUGGCACUGAGCAGGAGAUCAACUCAUGGGAUGUAGUGGCUGCAGAGUCAGGUUCAACUUUGGAAAGGUGCUGUCCAAAGUCUCCGUGUUUUUUACCAUGGUCCUGAUCUUCACCUACUUCUUCUACUGCCUCACCGGAUUCUGCGAUUCCGCUCCGAGGACUUUAUACAGACAGCAAGCUUUGGAGUAUGACGUUUUGGGCGAUCAUCGCAGCGUCCUGGACGACCUGCGACCUCCGGCGCGCCUCCUCCCCGACGCGCCAGCUCUUCGGAACCGCACAGUGGCAUCCUCCACGGACGCAGGGCAGGUGGACGCGCCUGGACAGCUGCCUCCUCUCAGCGACAAGGGGAGCGCCCCGAGCAGCGGCAUGCCCGUUUCCAACACUUUCGGGACAAAAAGGUUCCCGCAGGCGAUUAUAAUCGGCGUGAAGAAAGGAGGAACCCGCGCCCUGCUGGAGUUUCUGCGCAUCCACCCGGACGUGAGGGCGGUCGGCGCGGAGCCUCACUUCUUCGACAGGUUUUAUGACAGAGGACUGGAGUGGUACAGGACUCUGAUGCCUCGGACGCUCGACGGCCAGAUAACCAUGGAGAAGACGCCCAGCUACUUUGUCACAAAAGAGGCUCCGGGUCGUCUCUGCACCUUGAACUGCCAAACCAAGCUCAUUGUGGUGGUCAGAGAUCCUGUGACGCGGGCUGUCUCUGACUACACUCAGACUCUGUCCAAAAACCCGGGUCUUCCCUCCUUCCAGAGCCUGGCUUUAAAAAACUCCUCCAGCGGUCUGAUCGACACCACGUGGAGCGCCGUACGCAUCGGCCUCUACGCCAAACACCUGGAGAACUGGCUCCAGCACUUCCCCUUGUCUCAUUUUCUGUUUGUGAGCGGCGAGCGGCUGGUGUCCGAUCCGGCCGGGGAGAUGGGUCGGGUUCAGGAUUUCCUGGGCCUGAAAAGGGUCGUAUCGGACAAACACUUUUAUUUCAACCAGACCAAAGGCUUCCCCUGCUUGAAGAAGCCCGAGGGGAGCAGCAGACCUCGCUGCCUUGGAAAGUCAAAGGGCAGACCCCAUCCAGAUAUCUCCUCCGAGGUCCUGCAGAGACUCAGAGACUUCUACAGGCCCUUUAACCAACGCUUUUACCAGAUGAGUGGACAAGACUUCGGGUGGGAAUAACAGAGAAGAUUCCUGUCAUGGCCUCAGAACAAAAAUAAAAUCCUCUGGAGAAAAUGACUGUGAUCCUCUGCAGGGUUAACUUUCUCAGGGAUGGGAGAUGAUUCUGCCUCAGUAGACUCAACCUGACAUGCAGCAUCUCAACUCUCAUUUUUUUGUUUUGGAGAAGAAGCCAACAUGGACAAGAUGCUGCCAAAGUUGGCUUAGUCAAUACACCAUUAAUUAAUUGUCUGACCUGUCACUAAUGUAAGUGUCAAACUGAAUUUU
Molecule: messenger RNA, 1513 nt
Organism: Labrus bergylta (ballan wrasse)
Lineage: Eukaryota; Metazoa; Chordata; Actinopteri; Labriformes; Labridae
Product: heparan sulfate glucosamine 3-O-sulfotransferase 6
Molecular function (GO): [heparan sulfate]-glucosamine 3-sulfotransferase activity
Source: RefSeq, a predicted model, not a curated record